ACCUCCCUCGGGGUGGUGUUGAAGCCUGCACAGCCAUGUAUAAGGCCGGGCUGCUGCUGGGAGGCUGUAUCAGGUCGUGGAAGUCAAUACGGAUGGCCAGCUCCAAGGUGGCGCGCCGGGACCCGCUCUCGAAUAAGGUGGCCCUGGUAACGGCCUCCACAGACGGGAUAGGUUUUGCCAUUGCCAGGCGUCUGGCCCAAGAUGGGGCCCAUGUGGUUAUCAGCAGCCGGAAGCAGCAGAAUGUGGACCGGGCAGUGGCAGCGCUGCAGGGGGAGGGACUGAGUGUGACAGGCACCGUGUGCCACGUGGGGAAGGCCGAGGACCGGGAGCAGCUGGUGGCCACGGCUCAGGGCCUACUCUUUGUUCCCUGGAGUGGAAAGGAGCAUCUACCCAAGGAUGGGAAGUGCAUGAAUGUGCUCCUGAAGGCUGGCAGAAAUAAUGCUGUGAAGCUUUGGGGAGGCAUCGACAUCCUGGUCUCCAACGCUGCUGUCAACCCCUUCUUUGGAAACCUAACGGAUGUCACUGAGGAGGUGUGGGACAAGAUUCUGGACAUUAAUGUGAAGGCCACAGCCCUGAUGACAAAGGCAGUAGUGCCAGAGAUGGAGAAACGAGGAGGCGGCUCAAUAGUGAUUGUGACCUCCGCAGCAGCCUACACCCCGUUUGCUGGCCUGGGCCCUUACAAUGUUAGUAAAACAGCCUUGCUGGGCCUGACCAAGAACCUGGCCAAAGAGCUGGCCCAAAGGAACAUUAGGGUAAACGGCCUGGCACCCGGACUCAUCAAGACUAACUUCAGCCAAGUGCUUUGGAUGGACAAGGCAAGGGAGGAGAAAAUAAAAAAAGUCCUGCAGAUAAGAAGGACAGGCAAGCCAGAGGAUUGUGCAGGCAUCGUGUCUUUCCUGUGCUCCGAAGAUGCCAGCUACAUCACUGGGGAAACAGUGGUAGUGGGUGGAGGGGCUCCAUCCCACCUCUGAGGACCUGGAGAGCCCACAAGGACAGAGAUUGGGCUCCAACUUCUGGUCCAGUUCCCGCAUUCAUGGACUGGCCUUUCCCACCACUGCCUAUGUACUGCUCACCUUAUACCCUACUCCCACCCCUCCCCCAAAUUAAUUCUGCCCUGUGACAAGAUCCAGCCUUCCCUGCUGUCAAGGUUUGGUCUUGAGAAUUCCUGCUGUUGCCCCAGCCUUGAAUAAAGACUUCCCCUGAGGACACAAGACAGGCCGGCUGAGCUUACCUUGACAAGGAACCACUGAUUUUAUAUAUAUAACACAUUAUAAUUAUAUAUUAUAUAUAAUAUAAUGUAGUAUAGUAGAAUAUAUAUAUAUAUAUACACCCUUCCCCACCCCACCCUGGCCUCCCAACUGAGAAAUUUGAGGGAGAUGGAAGAGAAGGAGCCUGGAGUAGGAGGGAGCUGGAAGGUUGGAACUUAACAAUCUGCAAAUGAGGUACAAAUAAAAUGCAGAUGAUCAUGGUGGUUUUAAAUCAA
Artibeus jamaicensis (Jamaican fruit-eating bat) is the source of this 1483-nucleotide messenger RNA. RefSeq names its product dehydrogenase/reductase SDR family member 4. The transcript has 9 exons. Gene Ontology annotation, cellular component: peroxisome. Gene Ontology annotation, biological process: retinal metabolic process. Gene Ontology annotation, molecular function: carbonyl reductase (NADPH) activity. Lineage: Eukaryota; Metazoa; Chordata; Mammalia; Chiroptera; Phyllostomidae. The record is from RefSeq and is a predicted model, not a curated record. The coding region runs from base 36 to 971 and encodes 311 amino acids.